Messenger RNA from Struthio camelus australis, 2502 nucleotides. RefSeq names its product disintegrin and metalloproteinase domain-containing protein 20-like. Gene Ontology annotation, cellular component: external side of plasma membrane; plasma membrane; sperm head plasma membrane. Lineage: Eukaryota; Metazoa; Chordata; Aves; Struthioniformes; Struthionidae. The record is from RefSeq and is a predicted model, not a curated record. Gene Ontology annotation, biological process: male gonad development; proteolysis. Gene Ontology annotation, molecular function: metalloendopeptidase activity.
AUGACUAGAAGCGUGAAACUCAGUGAGGGCCCCUCCUCACUGAGCACUCUUAACGCUCAGCAGGAGAAACGCCCAUUAAUUUUAAAACGAAGAAUAUUAAAAGCUGUGUGCAUGCUUGCUUUAGGCAAAUUUUGUCUUCCCCACGGGAGCCCAUGUGCUCGAAGCACAGGGGGACGCCCUGCGGCGCUCUCCUGUGUGCGCGUGGGCCAGGCCUGCGCACCUGGGGGGUGCAGGGGACCCCCCGCUCAGGCAGCAGGGGUGCUGUUUCGGCAGGGGGCGGGUGAGGGAGGCCACGGCGUGGCCGCCCUCGUGGCGGGGAGGGGGAUGAACCCCUGGCUAUGGGGCGGGGUGGCACCGCGGGGUGGGCCGGGUCUGUUCCGGGCUCCGGGCGGUCACAAAGCGGGGCGCGGCGGCGCCCGGCCGAGCGACGAACCCCUGGCCCUCUCCUACCGGCUGGAGAUGGAGGGGCGGCCGCGGGUGCUGCACCUGCGACCCCGGAGGGGGCUGGUCUCCCGGUCCUUCACCUUGGUCACCUACGGGGAGGACGAGGCCCGCCAGGAUGACGAGCCCUUCGUGCCGGAGGACUGCCUCUAUCAGGGUGAGGUGCAGGGCAGCCCCGGCUCCCUGGUGGCCCUGAGCACCUGCUGGGGGGGCCUCCGUGGGGUGCUGUGGGUGGACGACAGCACCUAUGAGAUUGAGCCCGUCUCUGAUGAUCCGGCCUUUCGGCAUGUCCUCUACCGCAUGGAGGAGGCUGCCCAUCCUACGGGGCCCACCUGCGGACUGACUCAGCAGGAGCUGUGGCGCCAAAAGGCCUUGUUGCCCCGGCUCCAGGUUGCCCGGGUGGAGGUGGAGGAGGACACGCUGCAGGGCUGGUGGACGCACACCAGGCACGUGAAGCUUGUGGUGGUCGUGGAUCAAGUGCGAUUUGUGAAGUCAGGUGGGAACGAAUCCGAAGUCUUCAGGCAAGUCAUGGAAAUCAUCAACCUUGGGGACUCUCUGUACGAUCAGCUUUCUGUUGAGCUGUAUCUUCUGGGACUGGAGAUAUGGACCAAAAAUAAUCUUAUAAAUAUUACUAACUCUGUUGGCAAGACACUUGCAGAAUUUAACAAAUGGAGAAGGGCAAAUUUGUCUCCACGGAUGCGCCACGAUGUUGCUCACUUAUUUGCAUUUCAGAGCUUUGGAAGGAGCUUGGGAUUGGCAUAUCUGUCGUCCAUUUGUGAUGAACACUGGUCAGCAGCAGUUGAGUCCUUCACCAACAGGAAGUUGUCUGCAUUUAUUGUCACGUUUACCCAUGAGCUGGGCCAUAAUCUUGGAAUGCACCAUGAUGAAAAAUACUGUAAAUGUAGACGGAAGAAAUGCAUUAUGCAUGAAAGUGAGGCCAAAACGGAUUCAUUCAGUGACUGCAGUUACAGAUACUACUUUGACCUGCUUGGGAGUGGUGGUGCCUGUUUGCGUCAGCCACCAGCACCCGGCAGUUUCUACACCACAAAGAACGAAUAUUGUGGAAACGAGGUAGUAGAAAAUGGGGAGCAAUGUGACUGUGGCUCAGAAUCAAACUGCAGAAGGGAUCGUUGUUGCCACCCUAACUGUACGUUGACUGAAGGUUCAGUUUGUGCCUCUGGAGAAUGCUGCAAAGGCUGUCAGGUCCUUCCUGCAGGAACACUCUGCAGAACAAGUACUGGUGACUGUGACCUGCCAGAGUAUUGCAAUGGGACUUCCCCCUGGUGCCAGCCAGAUGUGUACAUACAAGAUGGAGCCCAAUGCAAGGAUGGUGCCUAUUGCUAUCAAGGAAAAUGUUCUUCCCACAGUAAACAAUGCAAGCAUCUCUUUGGCAAAAAAGCCAGGGCUGCUGCUUCAGAUUGCUUCCGAACACUGAAUACUCGAGGUGACCGGUUUGGAAAUUGUGGUAUUCAUAAAAACAUUCAAUUUACAAAAUGCAGUAUUAAGAAUAUCUUAUGUGGUAGGAUCCAGUGUGAAAACAUACACAGAUUGCCAUAUUUGCGCAACCACAUAACCAUAAUCCAAACCCCCAUUGGAGAUAAAAAGUGUUGGGGUAUUGACUAUCAUGUAGGGAUGCCUAUGGCUGACAUGGGGGCUGUGAAUGAUGGCACGCCGUGUGGUAGUGAUAUGCUCUGUAUCAACAGGACGUGUACCAAUGUGUCACUGCUGAACUAUGACUGUAAUGUGACGAAAUGCCACAACAGAGGAGUGUGCAACAGUCGCAAGAACUGUCACUGCGAUUAUGGCUGGGCUCCUCCAUAUUGCGAAUUGGAAGGACUUGGAGGUAGCAUUGACAGUGGACCCCCUCCAGCCAAGGGGAUUUUUCAUAGAGCAAAAAUAGGACUAAUAGUACUUGGCAUUCUUGUUCUCUGUGUCCUCGGAGCUACCCUUAUCGUAUGCUAUAAACAGGAAAUAGUGGAAUGGUUUAGGAGGAAAACAGCUCGAUUCCGCAGAAAAAAACAAGCAGUUGCUCCAAAUGCUGGAGAUCCCAGCAGUUCCUAA